UUGCAGUUUGAGCAAAAUUAAGCUGUUUUUCGGUACAUUUUGCGACUAAACCAAGCCAAAUCAAAUAUGACAAAUAACUCCUAGUUAUAGCUUGGGUCUUCAACUAUAAACGCGAGGAAGGUUUUUUUUGAAAAAAUAAAUUUUUGAUAUCAUAAAAAAGUUAUUUCGUAACCCCUUUCUACAAAAUUCAUGAUUCCGGGUCAAGUUUAGGUACAAUUUUCUACUAAGAAUAAAGUAAUUUAAUAUUGAUUUAUUUUUUGUAAAUAGGCAAACAUAGUCAAGAUUAAAUGUGAGGAAAAAAAAUACAGUAUUGUGCUAUGAAUAAGGUUAGAAAAAAUAAAAACAAAACCAAUUUUUUUCACAUAUUUUGCUACUAACGAUGAGUCUUAACAGCUUGAAAUAGGGGUUAUUUUAUUUGUAUUCCUUCCGACCCACGAUUGUGCGAAAGCCUCAUUCUGAGUCAGUCUGCGCUCGGCCGCCGUCGUGAGAGGACACUGUAUCGCUCGUUUCCAGCUGCUCGUGUUGAAAAAGAUCGCUGUAUAAAUACAAAAUAUUCGACUAACCAAAUUUGAUCCUUCUAAGGUAAGAUUAUUGAUUUUUAUCAUUACACCAAAAUAUUAUGCAAUAUUGUAAAUAUUUCACUAAAAAAUAACGUUUCAUCGCACGUGAUCAUGAAGUACUUUGGUGACUGCUAACGUGGAGUGACCUGAAGGUAUAUCCUCGGUGUCUGCUACUGGAACUCCGCGACGAAUAUAUCUAGGUGUACCGAGUUUGGGCUCGUUUUGUUAGCUAUGAUGAGACCUUACCACCGGACUUGAUGGAGUGACCUGAAGGUAUACCCUCGGUGUCUGCUACUGGAACUCCGCGACGAAUUGAGUCAGAUGUACCGAGUUUGGACUCGUUUUGUGUGUUAUGAAGAGACUUUACCACCGGACUUGAUGGAGUAACCUGAAGGUAUACCCUCGGUGUCUGCUACUGGAACUCCGCGACGAAUAGAUCUAGGUGUACCGAGUUUGGGCUCGUUUUGUUAGCCAUGAUGAGACCUUACCACCGGACUUGGUGAAGUGACCUGAAGGUAUACCCUCGGUGUCUGCUACUGGAACUCCGCGACGAAUAGAUCUAGGUGUACCGAGUUUGGGCUCGUUUUGUUAGCUAUGAUGAGACCUUACCACCGGACUUGAUGAAGUGACCUGAAGGUAUACCCUCGGUGUCUGCUACUGGAACUCCGUGACGAAUAGAUCUAGGUGUACCGAGUUUGGGCUCGUUUUGUUAGCUAUGAUGAGACCUUACCACCGGACUUGAUGAAGUGACCUGAAGGUAUACCCUCGGUGUCUGCUACUGGAACUCCGUGACGAAUAGAUCUAGGUGUACCGAGUUUGGGCUCGUUUUGUUAGCUAUGAUGAGACCUUACCACCGGACUAGAUGAAGUGACCUGAAGGUAUACCCUCGGUGUCUGCUACUGAAACUCUGCGACGAAUAGAGUUAGGUGUACCGAGUUUGGACUCGUUUUUUUAUUAUUUUUUUUUUUUUUUUUUAUAAUAAAAUGUUUGAGUACAUAAUAACUAUGAAUAUUCAAUUGUUGUUAUAGAUGCCGAGAAGUCGAACGUUUGGCAAAAGCUCUCGUAAACAAGUGCUUUCCAGAAAAAAUGCAUUGGAAAAUAUAAGACGGUAAUCAUUUGUUUAUGGAAUGCUCAUCAUAAUUGAGAACUGUCAAAUUAAUUCGUUUGUUUUCACAGACUUCGAGAAGUGAGUCGCAAUUCUAGUGACAUAAGUGAGGUGCAUUCAGAAGAAACAGAUUGUAGUACUUCCAAUAACAAUGACUUGGAGACAUCUUACACCGCUGUGGAUGAAGAAAAAGUAACCUAUCAGAUUUCAGGAAGAAGGCUUAUUGAAAUGGCUUAUUUUAUGGAGCAAUUACAAGGAAUCAGCAAUCAUAAGUCUAUGUUUAAUUGUAAUUUGAGUACAAUUGAACUAUUGAGUGAAAAAAGGUCUGGGCUUCACUCGACCUUUUCAAUUAAAUGCAAAAUGUGUGGUGCUGAAUUCACGUUAGAAUCAUCCAAAAAAACUGAAAAUAAAAUGGACGUGAAUGAAGAAAUUGUCGCUGGUAUAAUGACGAUUGGUGCUGGGGUUACACAGCUUAAUACUGUUUUGUGUCAUGUAAAUAUGCCACCAAUGUCAGUACGAUUGUACCAAGCUAAGCAUGACAUAAUAAGUCGGUGGUGGAAAAAGGCUGCGCAGCACUACAUGAUCGAGGCGGGUAAAGAGGAGAAAGACAAUGCUUUAGCUAUUGGAAGUGUAAAUACAGAUGGGUUAGCUAUGAUACCUGUAUCGGGUGAUGCAUGUUGGUCCAAGCGCUCUUAUGGAACCAAUUACAGUGCUUCCUCCGGUGUUGGUGCAAUCGUAGGCAUGCACUCAAAAAAAGUAUUAUAUUAUGGUGUCAAAAAUAAAUUCUGCAAUAUCUGUGCACGAGCAGAAAAUAAAGGGGCAUUACCUAGGAAACAUGCUUGUUUUAAAAAUUUUCAAGGUCCUUCUACCGCUAUAGAAGCAGUUGUAAUAACAGAGGGCUUCAAAAAGUCCAUUGGUAUGCAUGGACUUAUCUACCACCAGUUUAUAGCAGAUGGUGAUUCAAGCACUUAUGCUAGCAUUAGGAACGCAAGGCCUUAUGAUAACAUAACUGUGGGUAAAAUCGAAUGUAAAAAUCAUUUACUAAGAAAUUACUGCAAAGGCCUGCUAGCAAUUUGUAGUAAUACUUCUUUCCACAUAAGGGGCCGAAAGAUUCUGAAAGAAAAUUAUUUGCGUAUACGUUGGGGCAUUGAUAGUAGCGUCAAAUAUUGGUCCAAUAAAAACGUUGCUUUCGAAGAAAAGGCAAGAGGUAUCAAAAAUGAUAUAAUAAAUGGUCCCUAUCAUAUAUUUGGUGAUCACUCCAACUGCGCAACUUAUUUUUGUAGUGAUGACGUCAAAAAACGCAACGUGAAUAAUAUGGUGCCAGAACUGACAGCUUACGGGGUCUUUCAAAAAGUUGAAGAUUUGGCCCAACGUCUUUCACUGCAUUCCUGUAGUUUUGUUUACAAUGAAACAAAUAAUGCAGUGGAAAGUUUUAAUGCACGAGUUGCAAAAUUUAUAGGAGGCAAAAGAGUGAACUUUACCCAGCGGGGGUCCUAUCUUGCUCGUUGUGCUGCAGCCGUGGUGUCCUAUAACACGGGUGUCCUUCAGUCGGCAGUACACAAAUAUAUUUUUGGCACAGAUGCCAAUCCCGAAAUUGUUCGGCUAGAAAAAUUACGCCAAAAUUUAAAUCAAAAAAGGCACAACAGAAAAAUUAAAAAGAAAAAGAAUCCAAAGCCAUCUGCAUCUAAAGAUGCCUAUUAUGGUGAAAGUUGCCAAAAGGUGGACAUGAACGAGGAAGAAUUUGAAGAGGCCAAAAAUAAAUUUUUAAAUGCAUUAGAACUUUCGGAGACUGAAAAGGUAAAUUUAGAAAGGGACACAGUUUUGCAGAGUGGCAGUAUAUUAUGGCUAGAAACUAGAAGGAAACUGCUGACAGCGUCGUGGUUCGCAGCAGUCUGUAAACGUCGCAUAACCACUGAGUGUGGACCACUAAUAAAACAAAUAUUGUAUCAGAAAGACUUAAGCAAUAUCCCGUCAAUAAAACAUGGCAGAAGCAAUGAAGCGACUGCCAUCCGCGAACUUGCAGCGAUCUUGAAUAUGCCCAUUGAAAAGUGCGGGUUGUUCAUAGACCGAGAAUUUCCCUUUCUUGGAGCAACCCCCGACGGAAAGUGUGAGAUUGGAAUAAUAGAAAUAAAAUGUCCAUCUUCGGCAUAUGGUUUGGAGCCAGACGAUGCCAUUAAACUCAAAAAAGUUGAUUUUUGGUUGCCUAGUGAUAAUUUAUUUACGGUAAACAAAAAACAUAAAUGGUAUUACCAAAUACAAGGACAGCUACGCAUUACUAGGCAAGACACUUGCGUGUUUGCUAUUUGGACGGGCCCUGGCAAAGUCAAAUAUGAGUACAUACAAAGAGAUGAACAAUUUUGGAAGGAAAAAAUGGAGAUAAAUUUAAUUAGUUUUUACCAAAAUUGUCUUCUUCCAGAAUUGAUUGACCCAAGAAUGUCACGGAAUAUGAAGCUGAGGGUACAUUCCUCGCACUUAAAAAAAAAUAUUCUAGGGCUGAAAAAUUUGUGAAUAAAUUAAAAUGAAUCCAAAA
Helicoverpa zea (corn earworm) is the source of this 4195-nucleotide messenger RNA. RefSeq lists its product as uncharacterized. The transcript is spliced from 2 exons. NCBI's taxonomy places the organism in Eukaryota, Metazoa, Arthropoda, Insecta, Lepidoptera, Noctuidae. The record is from RefSeq and is a predicted model, not a curated record. The coding region runs from base 1894 to 4173 and encodes 759 amino acids.